Molecule: messenger RNA, 1158 nt
Organism: Adineta steineri
Lineage: Eukaryota; Metazoa; Rotifera; Eurotatoria; Adinetida; Adinetidae
Source: the annotation of a GenBank genome assembly
AUGGUACGAUAUCUAUCGAUUGCAAAUACAUUUGUAAUACUAGUUGCAUCAAAUAUUAUAAAAGGUUUUACAUUUGAAGAGAAUACAUGUGCGAAAGAUUCACGUCCUGUUCAUCGAGAAUAUUUUUAUGUUGGUGGUGAAUAUGUAUAUGAUGCGUCCUCUCAAGGAUUUGUAAUGACUGGACAAAUGUAUGUUGAACAUUUAACUUCUCCAUAUGGCAUUCAACAACCAUAUCCUUUAGUUUUAAUGCAUGGAAAUGCAAUGACUGGUACGAAUUGGCUUAAUACUCCUGAUGGUAGACCAGGUUGGGCUUCAUAUUUUCUUCAACAAGGAUAUGACAUUUAUAUUAUCGAUCAACCAGCACGUGGCCGAUCUAUAUGGCUACCUAAUAGUAAUAUGACUGUUACAACUUAUUCUGCCAAUAUGAUGGAAGAACGCUUUACAGCUACAAGUUUCUAUGAAUUGUGGCCGCAGGCAAUUUUACACACACAAUGGCCUGGUGAUAACAAUACUUCUAAAGGCCGUAUGGGCGAUCAAAUAUUUGAUGCUUUUUAUGCUUCAACUGUUCAAUUUGUUGCAAGUGAAGUCUCGGUUCAAACUAUGAUGCAAAAGGCUGGUGCAGCAUUACUAGAUAAAAUUGGUGCUGCUAUACUAUUAACUCAUUCACAAAGUGGAAGUUUUGGAUGGUUAAUUGCUGAUAUACGACCGAAUCUCGUUAAAGCCAUAGUUUCUAUCGAACCGAAAGGACCUCCAUUUCGAGAAGCUGUUUUUUCAAAUAAAUCAUCUCGAUCUUGGGGCAUUACAGAUAUUCCAAUAACAUAUGAUCCUAUUGCUAAUUCAUCAUCGGAUCUAUUGACCGUUGAAAUACCAUCAAUACAUGAAAACUAUACAUCUUGUAUUCUUCAAAAAACACCUGCUCGUACAUUAAUUAAUCUUGUUAAUAUUUCCGUUUUAAUAGAAACAUCUCAAGCAUCUUAUCAUGCUGUUUAUGAUCAUUGCACCGUUGAGUUCUUACGACAAGCAGGUGUUAAAGUAGAUUUCAUUCGACUUGAAAAUAUAGAAAUUUAUGGAAAUGGUCAUAUACAAAUGAUGGAAAAAAAUAAUUUACAUAUUGCUGAUAUUCUUCAUCAAUGGAUUCGAAAGACUGUGCUUAUUUGA